Funneliformis caledonium is the source of this 2553-nucleotide messenger RNA. NCBI's taxonomy places the organism in Eukaryota, Fungi, Glomeromycota, Glomeromycetes, Glomerales, Glomeraceae. The record is from the annotation of a GenBank genome assembly.
AUGGCAGGAUAUCAAAAUAACUAUGCUAAUUAUUAUACAACAACAUCAAAUAAUAAUAAUCCACCUCAACGUUCUCAUCCUUCUCAACGUUCACAACGUCAACAAACGUAUGAUUAUACCUCACCAAGACCAGGAAUUCCUUCACAACCGAAACAAACAUUUAAUAAUACUCAUGUCGCGGGUCAACAACUUCAACGUCAAGCUUCGCCCACCACAUAUCAACAUGAUUAUUACACUCCUCAACCAGCUUCUCAAUCAAGUUACUCCCCUCAAGCAGUUGAUUACUAUACGCCUUUAGAUAAUAAUAAUACCGGUUAUGCUAAUAACCAAUGGAAAGGUCAUGAGGUUUUAGAUUUCUAUGAAAAAGUCGAUAAAAGAAAGUCCGUUCGACAUGUAGAAUUGACAAGAGGAAAUUUGGUAUUGGAUUGCCCGGUACCAGACAAAGUUAUUAAAAAUGUUAGAAUCACCUCAGGGGAAGAAUUUACACAUAUGAGGUACACGGCGGUAACAUGUGAUCCAGAUAAUUUUAUUCAAAGUAAUUACCUGUUAAGGCCAUAUAUUUAUCAAAGACAAACCGAAUUAAUGAUCGUAAUGACAAUGUACAAUGAAGAUGAUCAACUAUUCAUUAAAACCAUGUCAUCAGCCAUUAAGAAUGUGGCUUAUCUAUGCACUAGGGAUCGAUCAAAAACGUGGGGAAGAGAAGGAUGGAAGAAGAUUGUGGUGGUCGUGGUAGCGGAUGGUCGUAAUAAAGUGAAUAAAAGAGUUCUUAAGGUACUUGGAGCGAUGGGUGUCUAUCAAGAUGGAAUCAUGCAAGAUAAUGUGGCAGGAAAACCGGUUACGGGUCAUUUAUUUGAAUACACGUCACAAUUGAUGGUUGACUCGAAUUUUGAUAUAAGAGGAGCGGAUAAGGGCAUCCCACCAGUACAAAUAUUAUUUUGCUUAAAAGAGAAGAACGCUAAAAAAUUAAACAGUCAUAGAUGGUUCUUUAACGCGUUUGCCGAGCAAUUAAAUCCAAAUGUGUGUAUUUUAUUGGACGUUGGAACCAAACCUUCGAGUACGUCAAUUUAUCAUUUAUGGAAAGCGUUUGAUAUGGAUCCUCAGAUUGGAGGAGCUUGUGGAGAAAUUCAAACGGAACUUGGACGUGGAUGCAUAAAUUUAGUUAAUCCAUUAGUGGCGUCACAAAAUUUUGAGUAUAAAAUGUCAAAUAUCUUGGACAAACCGUUGGAAUCGGUGUUUGGAUAUAUUUCCGUAUUACCGGGAGCCUUUUCAGCCUAUCGUUAUAGAGCGUUGCAAAAUACGUCAUCCGGUAAAGGACCUUUAGCAUCAUAUUUUAAAGGGGAAACGAUGCACGGUAGUGGGGAUGCCGGUAUAUUUGAAGCAAAUAUGUACUUGGCGGAGGAUCGUAUUUUAUGUUUUGAAUUGGUAGCGAAAAAACAUGAAUCAUGGAAAUUAAAAUAUGUAAAGUCCGCGAAGGCUGAAACCGAUGUACCCGAUAAUGUACCAGAAUUUAUCUCACAACGUCGUCGAUGGUUGAAUGGAUCUUUCUUUGCCGCAUUUUAUUCAAUCGCACACUUUACGCGUAUUUGGAGUUCGGGACAAUCAUUCUUUCGUAAAUUGCUACUUUCGGUUGAAUUUUUUUAUAAUGCCAUUCAAUUGUUAUUUAAUUGGUUCGCUUUAGGAAAUUUCUAUUUGGCAUUCUUUUUCUUGACUUCAGCCGUAACGAUUAACACAGCUACGGAUCCUUUUAGAGGAUAUGGGGAGAACUUAUUUAAUGUGGUUAGGUCAUUAUAUGGUAUGGUGAUUGUCACCAUCUUCAUUAGUUCAAUGGGAAACCGUCCUCAAGGUUCCAAAUGGAUAUAUAUAGGAUGUAUUAUAUUAUUCGCCUUGAUUAUGGCUACGAUGUUAUAUUGUGCAGGUUAUGCCGUAUAUUUGUCAUUAAUGGAUGCUAAUAUUAAAUUCAAUUCAUUCUCCAGUUUGAGAAAUGCGCUUAAAGAAGAUGAAUUUCGUGAUAUAGUCAUUUCAUUAUCCUCAACUUAUGGACUUUAUAUCUUUUCAAGUGUAAUUCACGGGGAACCAUGGCAUAUGAUAACUUGUUUACUACAAUAUAUUUUAAUGGUACCAUUUUAUGUUAACAUUUUGAUGGUUUAUGCAUUUUGUAAUACACAUGAUGUCUCUUGGGGUACAAAAGGUGAUAAUGGCAAUACUGGUGAAGGUAACGGUGCCCAACCCGUCGCUGGUACGGAUGGUAAAAAAUUAAUGCAAGUUCAAGUUCCAACAGAAAGAACUGAUAUCAAUGCUAUUUACGAUGAUUUGGUCGAUCAAUUAAAAUUAAAAGUAUAUGAAACUAAACAGCAUAGAGAUGCUGCCACCAAGAAAGAUGACUAUUAUAAAUUGUUUAGAACUAAUUUGGUAUUGGCUUGGAUGUUUUCAAAUGGUCUUUUGAUCGUUUUCUUCACUUCAAGCACUUGGAAUGAUUACGUCAAGCAUUAUUCUGGGACUCGUGCUUAUAAUCCUUAUUUAACGUUUGAACAUUCGGUUGCGUUUGGUAUUUGA